UAUAGACAGGAGCCAGGAGAGGAGCUGGAGCGACUGCCCGAUCCGUUGUCCGUCAUGAGCUUCUUCCGAGCGGCGCUGCUCUCCUUUCUUCUCGUGUCUGUGAGCUGGUCCAGAGGGGCGGUCAUCACAGGAGCUUGUGAACGAGACAUGCAGUGCGGUUCGGGUUUCUGCUGUGCCGUCAGUCUCUGGCUGAGGGGUCUGAGGAUGUGUGUCCCGAGGGGCACGGAAGGGGACCAGUGCCACCCGCUGAGCCACAAGGUUCCCUUCUUCGGCAAAAGGCAGCACCACACGUGCCCCUGCCUCCCUCACUUGUUGUGCGCCCGCUACGCCGGCAGCAAGUACAGAUGUACCGACGACUACAAAAACAUUGACUUUCAAUAAAGGGCCAGACGGGUCACCUUCGGAACGAACACACACGGUGGUGGCUCGCUGGCCCAAGUGUGACCCGGCUGUCUGUGGAUUUUCAAAAAUCAAAGUCUUAUGUCAGUUGCACAAGAAAUGCGCUUUUUGUCUUGAUUGUCGUCUCGUACACGCCGCAGGGAGGCACGUGCAAGUGGAUCCUACCGAAACGAGCUACGCGAG
This is a messenger RNA of Syngnathoides biaculeatus (alligator pipefish), 582 nucleotides long. It is a transcript of the gene prok1, whose product is annotated as prokineticin 1. The record is from RefSeq and is a predicted model, not a curated record. The transcript has 3 exons. Bases 55 to 381 code for a protein of 108 amino acids. Lineage: Eukaryota; Metazoa; Chordata; Actinopteri; Syngnathiformes; Syngnathidae.